AUGCAAAAACGCCAAAAACCCAAAUAUCUUGCUACUGGUUUAGCUUUUAGGCAAAUUGCUUUAACAUUUAGAAUUUCAAAAACAGCAGUUUCUUCAAUUGUUAUUGAAGUUUGUAAAGCAAUUUGGAAGAUUUUGAAAGAAAAACAUAUGCCCACACCAACGGUUGCUGAUUUUGAAAAUAUUGCACAAGAGUUUUAUGAAAAUUGGAAUUUUCCCAAUUGUUUUGGUAGUCUUGACGGCAAACACAUUCGGAUAAAAUGUCCAAAAAACUCUGGUAGUAUGUUUUUCAAUUAUAAACAGUUUUUUUCUAUUGUUUUAAUGGCUGUGGCAGAUGCAAAUUAUAAAUUUAUUAUGAUUGAUGUUGGAGCUUAUGGGAAAGAUAGUGACGGAGGUAUACUAUCAAACUCGAAUAUUUUAAAACGUCUUGAAAAUAAAACUUUAAAACUACCUUAUCCUAAAAAAUUACCAAAUUCUAACGUAACUGGUCCAUAUACUUUCAUUGCUGAUGAAGCAUUUCCUCUGCGAACAUACAUAAUGCGACCAUACCCAAGGAGGUUAUUGAAUGAUGAAAAUAAAAGUUAUUUCAAUUAUAGACUUUCCAGAGCACGAAUGACAAUAGAAUGUGCUUUCGGUAUAGCAUCAGCAAAAUUUAGAAUUUUGCAGAAGUCAAUGCAGAAGUGGAAAUAA
This is a messenger RNA of Rhopalosiphum padi (bird cherry-oat aphid), 687 nucleotides long. RefSeq lists its product as uncharacterized. The transcript has 2 exons. Lineage: Eukaryota; Metazoa; Arthropoda; Insecta; Hemiptera; Aphididae. The record is from RefSeq and is a predicted model, not a curated record. Bases 1 to 687 code for a protein of 228 amino acids.